Messenger RNA from Quercus robur (English oak), 2024 nucleotides. RefSeq names its product cationic amino acid transporter 1-like. Gene Ontology annotation, cellular component: plasma membrane. Gene Ontology annotation, biological process: amino acid transport; transmembrane transport. The coding region runs from base 75 to 1832 and encodes 585 amino acids. NCBI's taxonomy places the organism in Eukaryota, Viridiplantae, Streptophyta, Magnoliopsida, Fagales, Fagaceae. The record is from RefSeq and is a predicted model, not a curated record. The transcript is spliced from 2 exons. Gene Ontology annotation, molecular function: L-glutamate transmembrane transporter activity; L-lysine transmembrane transporter activity.
AUAUCUCUCUCUUUCUCUAUUUAUUCUAUAUUCUUGGGAAGCAAACAGAGACAGAGAGAAGUGAGUUGACUCAGAUGGGAGACUACGGAGGAGACGAAGGUGUUCGGAGAAGAGGGUGCUCGUGCACAAAAGAAGACUUUCUCCCCGAGGAAUCGUUUCGGAGCUGGGGAAACUAUGCGAAGGCGUUGAAGGACACACCGCGUAGGCUGAAGGACCGAGUUCUGACUCGGUCGUUGGACCAGACGGAGCUAGUGGAUGUGAAGGCACGGAGCCAGCACGAGAUGAAGAAGACGCUGAAUUGGUGGGACCUCAUGUGGUUCGGCAUAGGAGCUGUGAUUGGAGCUGGGAUCUUCGUCCUCACUGGCCUUGAGGCUCAACAACAUGCGGGACCUGCUGUUGUGUUGUCCUACGUCGUUUCCGGCAUCUCUGCUUUACUCUCUGUCUUUUGUUACACCGAGUUCGCCGUUGAGAUUCCAGUCGCAGGUGGAUCAUUUGCCUAUUUGAGGGUAGAGCUGGGUGAUUUCAUGGCCUUCAUUGCUGCCGGAAACAUCGUACUCGAGUACGUGAUUAGUGGAGCAGCCGUUGCCCGUUCUUGGACAUCCUACUUUGCCACACUCUUGAACCACCAGCCAAAUGAUUUCCGCAUUGUAGCCCAUAGUUUAUCACCAGACUACAGAUACCUUGACCCCAUUGCCGUUGUUGUCUUGGCUAUCAUUUGCGUUAUGGCUGUUAUGAGCACAAAGGGCUCCUCGCGAUUCAAUUACAUUGCCUCCAUCUUCCAUGUUGCUGUCAUUAUCUUCAUCAUCAUUGCAGGCCUUACAAAAGCAGACACCAAAAAUUACAGCGAUUUUGCACCGUUUGGCGCCCGUGGCAUCUUUCAAGCAUCAGCAGUGCUUUUCUUUGCCUAUGUUGGAUUUGAUGCUGUCUCAACCAUGGCUGAGGAAACAAAGAAUCCCGGUCGGGACAUUCCUAUUGGUCUUGUUGGCUCAAUGGUGAUUACUACAUUGGCAUAUUGUUUGCUAGCCGUGACGCUAUGCCUGAUGCAACCAUACACAGAUAUUGAUAAAGAUGCACCAUUUUCUGUGGCAUUUGAAGCCGUAGGUAUGGGAUGGGCUAAGUACAUAGUUGCUGCUGGUGCAUUGAAGGGCAUGACAACAGUUUUGCUUGUAUCAGCAGUGGGUCAAGCUCGAUAUCUCACACAUAUUGCACGUACACACAUGAUGCCCCCGUGGCUCGCCAUUGUGAAUGAGAAAACUGGGACUCCUGUCAAUGCCACAGUGGUCAUGCUUGCAGCUACUGCAGUAAUUGCCUUCUUCACAUCGCUUGGGAUUCUCUCAAACUUGCUCUCAAUCUCCACACUGUUUAUCUUUAUGCUUGUGGCUAUUGGCCUUCUUGUGCGUCGAUACUAUGUUAGUGGGGAGACAACAACAGCAAACCGUAUCAAAUUCAUUGUGUUUCUUGCCCUUAUUCUUGGAUCUGCAAUUGCCACUGCUGUUUAUUGGGCCAUAUCUACUGAUGGUUGGAUUGCGUACGCAAUAACUGGACCAAUUUGGCUCUUGUCAACUAUUGGGCUUUGGCUUUUCGUUCCACAGGCCAGGAAACCAAAAGUUUGGGGUUCACCAUUGGUACCGUGGCUGCCAUCACUAUCAAUUGCCAUCAACAUUUUCCUUCUUGGGUCUAUAGAUAGAGCAUCGUUUGAAAGGUUCGGGUUAUGGACUCUAAUAAUCUUGGUUUACUAUUUAUUUUUUGGAUUGCAUGCGUCCUAUGACACAGCCAAGGAAGCUAGCAGUGCCAAACAGAUGAAAAAUGUUGAAGAGGGGCCCAUGAAUUAGAGAAGUUAAUAAGAAAUGUGUGAUGCAUAUGUUUAUGUAGUUUCUGUCCAUAUUAUGAAGGAGAUGAUGUAUGUGUUCAUGAAAGAAAACUGAAAUUCUCUUUCCAGGCUUUUGUUACAUUUUUUUAUUUUCUACGGGUUUUGUUGCAAUGUAAUUCUUUUACAAGUAAAAAAUUUGGUACUUUUUUUUGUA